UUCUGAGUCACAUGAUCACAACAUGGAGAACGUGUCGCAGGAAUUCCAUAUCUCCUUUCUCUGAUGUCGGUGUCAAGUUUACCUGCCUAUUGAGUCCGACUGAGAUCAUUUUCCUACAGCUUUUGUCUUGAUCGGAAUCCAAGAACUCUCGUCGGCUCUUUAGGUUCGUUGACAGCCACGUAAAAGAAAAGAGCAGGGACUGGAUAGCGAUCAUGGCUCUCGAACAGGUCUCGGACUAUCUCAGCCAGAUGACAGAAGACAUGAGCGAGCUGACCAAGUAUCUGGGUGACAACCACAGGGCGUUAGGCCUGGGCAUCGGAGCAGCCGUUGGUGCCGCGACUCUGGGAUAUUAUCUACUGUCCCCCCCACGCUCACUCAUGGAGGCUCCCAUAGACCUCAACAGGCAGUCAGUAGAAGUACCGGGAGGGGAGUAUGCUCGGGUCUCUGUGCUGUGUGAAGAUGGGAAGCUGGUAGAAACACUAUCUGGCAAUGUCAACACGCUUUACGAGGGCUUCCAGAGGGGCCUGGAGAUGUCCAAAAAUAAUCCUUGCCUGGGUUGGAGAACCAGUCCUGAGGGUCCAUUUGAGUGGAUGACGUAUGGAAAUGUUGCUGAGAAAGCUCACAAUUUUGGCUCAGGACUGUUGAGCAGAGGUCUGCAAUCCAACCCGGAGACCUUCCUCGGGAUUUUCUCACAGAACAGGGUGGAGUGGACGGUGACUGAGCAGGCCUGUAACAUGUACAGCAUGGUGAUCGUGCCUCUGUACGACACACUGGGACCCCAAGCUGUCACAUACAUCGUCAACCAAGCAAAACUGAGCACCAUCGUAUGUGACAAGUCAGACAAGGCUGUCAAGUUGUUGCAGAACGAAGGAAUAUCCUGCGUCAAGUGCAUCAUUGUCAUGGAUGCAAUUUCUGAGGAUGCACGAAAAAUGGCAGAAGAAUGCCAUGUUGAACUAGUGCCUUUUUCUGAAGUUGAGGAACAAGGAAAGCAAAACCUGCAAGAAGCUGUGCCUCCCAAGCCGGAUGAUCUCUGCACAAUCUGUUACACCAGCGGAACAACAGGGAAUCCCAAAGGAGCAAUGCUGUCGCACAAGAACAUUGUUGCAGCAUGUGCAGGUGUAGCCGUGACUUUUGAGCAAAAGUUCAAGAUGACUCCUGAUGAUGUACACAUCUCCUAUCUCCCCCUUGCACAUAUAUUUGAGCGGCUGGUACAGUGUUACCUGUUCAGCUGUGGAGCACGGAUUGGUUUCUUCCAAGGAGAUGUGAGGAAGCUGACAGAUGACAUCAAAGAGCUCCGUCCCACGAUAUUUGCCACAGUGCCCCGGCUGCUGAACAGAAUAUAUGACAAGGUCAUGGCAGGAGCAGCCAGUGCUGGAGUUGUCAAACGUCUCCUGCUGAGCGUGGCGCUCAAGAGGAAGGAAGCAGCACUGAACAGGGGAGUUUUCAACAAUGACACGCUGUGGGACAAAGUGGUCUUCAAGAAGAUACAGGAGAACCUGGGAGGACGUGUGAAGUACAUCGUGACAGGCGCUGCCCCACUGUCCCCCACCAUCAUGACGUUCCUCCGCUGUGCCAUGGGCUGCUUUGUGUUUGAGGGUUAUGGUCAGACGGAGUCAGCUGCGGCUGCAUCAUUAACAUUCCCCAUGGACUUCAGUGUUGGUCAUGUUGGCAUCCCGGUGGCCUGCGUAAAGAUCAAACUGGAUGACGUACCAGACAUGAACUACUACGCCAAAGACGGAAAAGGAGAGAUCUGUGUGAAAGGAGCUAGUGUGUUCAAGGGAUAUCUGCACGAGCCAGAGAAGACAGCAGAGACGAUAGAUGCCAAUGGGUGGUUACAUACAGGAGACAUUGGUACCUGGACUCCGCAAGGAACCCUGAAGAUCAUUGACAGGAAGAAGCACAUCUUCAAACUGGCUCAGGGAGAAUACAUCGCCCCAGAGAAGAUAGAAGGUGUGUACCUGCGCAGUCCACUGGUGGGACAGGUGUUCGUACAUGGAGAGAGUUUACAGGCCUGUCUGGUAGGCGUGGUGGUGCCUGAUGAGGUGGCCUUUCCUCAACUGGCAUCUUCCAAAGGCAUCACAGGGGACAUGGCAGAGCUCUGCAAGAAUGCGGCACUGAAGAAGGAGGUUAUGGACAGCAUCAUAGCCCUGGGGAAGAAAUCCAGCCUGCACUCAUUUGAACAGGUGAAAGAUCUUUACUUGUGCCCGGAGCCCUUCUCGGUAGAGAACGGACUCCUUACCCCCACCUUCAAGUCCAAGCGACCACAGCUGAGGGACUUCUUCCAGGACCAGAUCACCGAGAUGUACAGCAAGCUCACCUAAAAUCAGAAUAUGAUUGACAGUUGUCGAGAGCAAUCAACCUUCUGCCUCAAGUUCUACAUCACAUGAUGCUCUAUGCUAAUGUUGAAAUUGAUGUUGGCAUUAGACACUUUAUGCUUGUUUUUUUGCCUUGAAGAAAUGCGCAAUAUAGGAGUGGUUUAACUUGAGUUUAAAAUUUCUUCAUUGUGUCUUUAGUUAGCUAGGUGUAAAUCUCAAAUUGAAGUGCAAGGCAAUGGUUUAAAUUGAAGUUGUUUCUGUAAUUUGCAAUACAGUUGUCAAAAACAGCUAACUCUUAAAGUUUACUUUAAACCUUAUUCUUGUUUCUCCUGGAAUGAGAAAAUGGAUUUGAAAGUGCAACCAGUUUGCCAGAUGCUUGAAGUAACUUUGAUGGCAGCAUAAAGUUAAAGUUUAUAUGCAAUUAGUUUAUUGCAACACUUCUGCUCCAAGUUAUUUUCUUAGUUAGAUAUAUCCUACUUGUUUAUAUAAUGAUCUCCUGUACUCUAAGAUAUCAGUGUCCAUCUGCAGCGAAAUACUAGGUGCAAGUAACAUUUAAUAUUACCAGCAUUUUCUGACAUGAAAUGAUUUGAAAUCUCAAAUUGGUCACAUAGACUUAAAGCCAUAAAAUCUCGUUCAUAUGUAACAGUCUCUUCAAAUUUCUAGAUAGUAUGGUUGUAUGAAACAAGUACCAAGUAAGUUAAGUAUGGUUGUAUGAAACAUGAAAUGUAGAAGUACCUUUCUUGCUUGGGUUUAUGUGUAUAAGGUAGGGUCUUAAACGGCAAUGCUAUCAAUGCAAUACAUGUACACUUUUACUGUGUCUUGUUAUAGUGCAGGUUUCGAAUGUGGUCCCUUUUUUGUACAUGAUUCUUACCUGCGUUAGGGUGCUUGUUUAUUAUGCAUGCAGUAGAAUUCUUCAGUCAUGUUCCAGCUUAGUCCUUCUCUCCAAGCAGAUGUCUGGGGGACAUUUCUGACAGUCCUUUACCCCAGUUGGCAGUCAGAAAACUUAACAGAAUGACAAAGUUCAUUGUACACUUUCAAAGAGCUAAUACCUAGCCAACAUUUUGGAAAUCACCUGUCACCUUCCUUGGCGCAAUUAUUGAUAGGUUCUAUUGUACUUUGUUCUACAGUGAUUUACCAAGUAGAUGAAAUUAUUCACAAAAAUACAUGUUUCAAUUGUACACCUCAACAUCUGCUUAGAGUUUAUCAUAUCCCCACUUUUGUGUAGUCUACACUAAUCUUGGAAAUAUCUAGUUUGUGGGAACCGAAUUAGAAAGGAACAAAAAUUUAAUUUAAUCAGAAAGAACAGUAUUGGAGGGUGUGAAAAUAAGAUAA
Branchiostoma floridae (Florida lancelet) is the source of this 3647-nucleotide messenger RNA. RefSeq names its product long-chain-fatty-acid--CoA ligase 1-like. Gene Ontology annotation, cellular component: membrane; endoplasmic reticulum. Gene Ontology annotation, molecular function: long-chain fatty acid-CoA ligase activity. Gene Ontology annotation, biological process: long-chain fatty acid metabolic process. Bases 213 to 2321 code for a protein of 702 amino acids. The record is from RefSeq and is a predicted model, not a curated record. NCBI's taxonomy places the organism in Eukaryota, Metazoa, Chordata, Leptocardii, Amphioxiformes, Branchiostomatidae. The transcript has 24 exons.